Molecule: messenger RNA, 3021 nt
Organism: Neodiprion virginianus
Lineage: Eukaryota; Metazoa; Arthropoda; Insecta; Hymenoptera; Diprionidae
Product: myosin type-2 heavy chain 1
Exons: 10
Coding region: 935-2305 (456 amino acids)
Source: RefSeq, a predicted model, not a curated record
CACGAGCGAUAAACCUCGUUUGCGGGCUAGAUUAAAAGUUCCUGAUAAAUUGGCGAUAGUCUAUCGGUAACGUAUAGACGACGUUGAUCCCAGUACAUUAUUACAGGCGUGGUUCAUAUUUUCGUCUAUUGUAUCGCACCUUCCGAUCUAUCGAUCUCCACGACUAUACAAACGACGAAUAUUAAUGUACAUCAGACCGCUGAAAAAUUGACACGAUCCUGCUCGAGAACUUUGAGGGAAAAUUGAGGUGUGUGUGUGUGCAAAUGUUGAAGAAUACAUUCACAGGGAAUUUAGAACACGUUUGUUGAUCGAUUAAUGUACGGGUGUGCAGGCUGAGGGAUGAAAUAACGAUUAACAUGCAUGAAAUAAAAAUAAUAACUCGCUUGUUUUAUACCUUAAAUCAUACGAAGCUAAUACGAAAUUUAUAUUUCAUGAGAACGGAGUAGAUUAAAAGUCCAACGGUAUACAUAUGAUGAUAAGGAUAAAUAGAUUAUUUUCGGGAAGUCAAGAAUAGGGGAAAAGAAUUCAAGUUCGCAUAUAUCACGUAAAAUCGUAUAUACAAUAACGAAUAAAUACGUGAAUAUUUCUUGGAAUGUAAAUAUCGUAAAUAUAUGUGUAAAAAAUUUGACAGUGUACGUCGAAUGAGGAAGAACUAUACCUGAAAAUUCGUGUUGUGCAAUAUUCGUGUUUCCUGUGAUCUUGCGGCGGGAGAAAAAAAGAAGAAAAAAGGAAGAAGAAGAAGAAGAAAAAAAAACAACAAAAACAAUAAAAAUUUGUCAUUUGACAUUUGUCUGCGGCAAAUGCGGCAGACUUUUUCCUGGUCUCGAAAAAGACGGAGGUGAUAGUUGCGAAUAGAACCGGGUGUUGGUUGCAUAAAUAGUCUAAAGUGGGUGCCCAGGAUAAUACCGAAGGCGACAGUGUCGUCCUCCUUGAAAUGGACUCCGUAGCCGUGACCGUGCCACUUCGACCACCGACGAAAAAAAUGAAAAAACGCAAGGAACUCGAUGCUUUGGCUGCUCCUCACGCCAUCACAAGACGAAAUUCUGGCAAACGCAGCUCCCAGGUAAUGCAACAAAUCAGCAAGGAACUCCUGACGGACAGCAGCGACGACAGAUCCGAAUAUUGGAGCGUCUCGACUCGGGGGGGUCGCAAGUGUCGAGGAGGUCGAAGAAGUCGGAGUUGUCCUGGUUUUCUUCGAGCUUGCAGCGCAUUUUUGGCAUGUGCCUCGAUACUCGCCACAGCAACGUUGAUCUGGUUGUUUAUCGACGUUCGUCAGCAGCUCAGUGCUCUUCGUACGGAAUUGGACCAAGUUAUAGCUGGCAAUGAAAACGUGCCGGAUACCCUCCAGAAGUAUCAUUCGCUGUCGAGGGAUCUUCAGAACAACCAAACGAUCAUAUUCGCCAAUCUGAACGACAUCAAACUUCAAAUAGCCAAUUUCACGACUCAGCUAUCGACUCUUCAGCACGGGCUUCACGAUGUUCAGAAUACUAUAAAGGCUGCGCCAGAACUCAGCAGCGUUCCCGAAGAGUUGAAAUCUCUCAAGGACAAUCAAGCGACGAUCGGUAGCCAAGUGAAUGACUUGAAAAAUACCGUCGUCUCCCUUAAAUCAAGCAAUACCAGGAUACAAGAUGUCCAAAAUAAUCUAUUGGCGAAUAUAACAACGUUAGAGAAUUCACUGGCGACGCUAUCUAACAACGUACAGCGUCCUGAAGCUGUACUUUCUGAUGAAAGUAAAGCUCAGAUUGAAUCGAUGCGCACGGAGAUUACUCAGCUGGUGAGAAACCUCACUCUACUUGCUGAAAAUUCGACGCAAUAUCUCAAGUGGACAACUGAGAAUCGGAAGGCAGACCUGAAACAGUUGGGUGCGGUACAGGAGCAAGUGGCGAAUGUCAGUACGAAGAUCGCGUCGUUGGAGAACGAAUGCGCGAGGAUAACAAAUGUGGCAACAAUGAAAGACUCGGUUGCCAAAUUGUCCGAGAGCUUGAAGGCUGGUAACCUUGAACUAGAAGAGAAGCUGAAGCAAUUGGAUAAUAGGUACAACACGUUGCAAAACUCUAGCGAUGCGAUGUUGGCGUCUAUUAUCAAGCUCCAAAAAUUGACAGCGAGUGUCACAGCUCAAGACGCAAACUUGACUGGGAAAGUUCUUAGUCGUAAAGACGUCGGAGAAUCAUCAGUGACCAAAUUGCUAGGGCAGGUGUCUGAUGAAGGAGGGACAAAUGGAAAAUCACCAAGCCAAUCGGCUCUGGAUUCUGUACCAGUUAAACCAAUACGGAAAAGCAAUACGGGAGGUGAUGGCACUACGUAACUUGGAACCUGCGAUUACUUAUUGAAUUCUACUGAUUGAACAAAGUCCUAUGUAAAGUAAAAAUUAGUAAUAAAAACUCUCGCGAAAGUUAGGGUAAUACCUUUACAUGUCUGGGUGUAUAUACAUAUAGAUAUAAAAUAAUUAAUCAAUUAAUUGUUUAUAUUAUCGUAUUAUUUGAAAGGUAUUGUUGUCAGAGAUUUUGGUUCGUGUAAUCAAUAUAGCGUGAGAGAUACGUACAUACUUCUUAUCUCAAUUGUAUCAAAGUCGUAAUUAAUAAUGUGUACCAGUUACAAUAGUUACGUAGUGUAUACAUAAUUGCAUGAAACGAGAUAUGCUACAUAUGAGAACGACGUUUCAACGAAUUGUAAAUAUAUCAUGUGAGUGAGAAUGCAUUUAAUAAUUAAUUUCAGUCGUAUAUUAUCAAUAUUUCUAUUAUUUAUUUAUAUAGUUAAUGUGUAACAAAUUCCCAGAUAUAUUGAGGUGAACAGUACAAAAUCCCUAACGGUUUGAAAAUAAUUUCUCAAUAUUGCGCAUAAAGGGUGUUGUCAUUAUUCUUGUACAUUUUAUAUAGGAAAAAAAAACAUACAAAAGAAAAAAGUAAAAAAAAAGUUCGGUAGACGUUAGUGGAUCCCGUUUGAAGCGAUGGCAACGGCACGAUCAGUCACGGUAUCAGUAACUGAAAAGCAUAAAUAAAUAAUGCGUGACAUAGAUAGCAA